CCGAACAGCUUGCCAUAGCAGGGCUUCGGGGUUGUGAGGCUGGGUCGGCAGAGAGGAGCAGGAAGUGGGAGCUGAGUGGGAGGAGGGACGGAGGGAGCUAGCCGCUGAGUAGCAACGGCUAGUGACGGAGUGAUGAGUGACUGGAACGGGAAGAAGAAGAGAAGUGGAGAAGCUGGGGCCUCGAGGAGUUGACCUGGAAACGGACUUGAAUAACUGGUCAGGAGCUCCUGGCACCAGGGAUCGAUGAGCGAGCUUGUGAAUGGAUACAGGCUCAUACUCAGAUGUGGCUCCCUCUGCUGACGGGACACUGUCCUGCACAGCCAUCCUUGCUGACAAACCAGGCCGUGCAGUAGGCUCAACAAGAGAAGAACAAUCUUCAAAGUCCUUUCCCUGAAGAAUCUUUUGAGUCUUCAACAAGUCACGACGGUUGCGCCUCAACGUCUGGCCAUCUUCGGACCUGACCACAUAGGAUCUAGGGACCAACUUCCCCAAAAACAGCAGCUCUCCUACUCCAAAGAUUGGAAUCCUCAACUCUCACGAUAUUUUCUUCUUAACCCCAGAUCCUGGGGUACCCCAUGAGGGACUUUGAAUGGGAGAGUGGUCCUCAAUCUUCAUCCCAUCAGAAGCUCAGCAGGGGACACACCAUGUUCAAGGGCUGUUAGCUAAACACGGCUAAAGAAAACCUGCUACCACUUCAGGAUCAUCCAUCAGCUGGGACUGCUUCAUCAGCAUGGACACAGAUGUUCAGCAGCUGGUGCUGGUUAAAGAAGAAGCUCCUGGUGAGGACCAGCAGGACGCAGAACACCUCCACAUAAAUGAGGAACAGGAGGAACUCUGGACCAGUCUGGAGGGAGAGCAGCUCCAUCUGAAGGAGGAGACUGAUGCUGGCAGGUUUCCAGUCACUGUAGUUACUAUAAAGAGUGAGGAUGAUGAAGAGAAACCUCUGAUCUCACAGCUUCAUCAGCAGCAGAUAGAAGACAGAGAUGUUCCAACCAUUAGCUUAGCUGGUGGAGGAGCAGAAACUAGCAGGAACUCUGAUCUGAACCCUCAUGAACAGACAUCUGAUUCUUCAGAGACUGAAGUUAGUGGAGAUGAUGAAGAGGAUGAUGUGAAUCUAGACUCUGUGCUGCCGGACUCUGGGUCUAAAACUGGAGUUGGAGACGAUUACUGGAAUGAGAGCAGGUCUUCUGAGUCAGAUGUUAGGAUUGUGAACAAAUCCUUUAGCUGUGCUGAGUGUGGUAAACAGUUUCUCCACAAGAGGUCUCUCCAGAAACACGUGAGAGUCGCAGGUCACUCAGCAGUAAGGUCUUCAGGCUGUUUGCUUACUAAGAAAUAUGUUAGAGUGAAGCAACGUGUAGACUCAUGCCGGAGAGUCCAGAAAGAACUAAAACCAUUUAGUUGUGACGUCUGUGGUAAAGUAUUUAUGGGAAAAUAUAGUUUACACAGACAUAUGAGAGUCCACACAGGAGAGAAAGCAUUUGUCUGUGAGCUCUGUGGAAAGAGAUUUAGCCAAAAGACACAUUUAAACACUCACAUGAGAGUCCACACAGGACAGAAGCCUUUUGUCUGUGAGCUCUGUGGACAAAGAUUUAGUCAGAAGACAAGUUUAAAGAGACACAUGAUUGUCCACACAGGACAGAAGCCUUUUGCUUGUGAAUUCUGUGGACAAAGAUUUUGUCGAAAGACAAGUUUAGAGAGUCAUUUGAGAGUCCAUUCAGGGCAGAAGCCUUUUGUCUGUGAGCUCUGCAUACGAAGAUUUAGUGAAGUGGCACAUUUAAACCGUCACAUGAAAGUCCACACAGGACACAAACCUUUUGCCUGUGACCUCUGUGAAGAGAGAUUUAGUGAAAAGACACGUUUAAUCAGUCACAUGAAAGUCCACACAGGACAGAAACCUUUUGCCUGUGAGCUCUGUGGACAAGGAUUUAGUCAUAAAACAAGUUUAAACAGACACAUGAAAUUCCAUACAGGAGAGAAACAUUUUGCCUGUGAGCUGUGUGGACAAAGAUUUAGUCGGAGGGCACAUUUAAACAGACACGAGUGUCUACACAGGACACAAAGAACUCCUGCAUAGGUGUGGUUAGU
Molecule: messenger RNA, 2085 nt
Organism: Nothobranchius furzeri (turquoise killifish)
Lineage: Eukaryota; Metazoa; Chordata; Actinopteri; Cyprinodontiformes; Nothobranchiidae
Product: gastrula zinc finger protein XlCGF57.1
Biological process (GO): regulation of transcription by RNA polymerase II
Cellular component (GO): nucleus
Molecular function (GO): DNA-binding transcription factor activity, RNA polymerase II-specific
Source: RefSeq, a predicted model, not a curated record